Penicillium oxalicum is the source of this 1806-nucleotide messenger RNA. Its product is annotated as acid phosphatase DET1. NCBI's taxonomy places the organism in Eukaryota, Fungi, Ascomycota, Eurotiomycetes, Eurotiales, Aspergillaceae. Bases 1 to 1806 code for a protein of 601 amino acids. The transcript has 2 exons. Gene Ontology annotation, molecular function: phosphatase activity. The record is from RefSeq and is a predicted model, not a curated record.
AUGGGAAAACCACGGAUGAUUAUUCUCGUUCGCCAUGCACAGUCCGAAGGAAACAAGAACCGCGACAUCCAUCAAACAACUCCAGACCACCGGGUGAAGCUUACCCCCGAAGGUCAUCGACAAGCUCAAGAAGCAGGUCGCCGCCUGCGAAACCUUCUUCGCCCCGAUGAUACCCUUCAUUUCUUCACAUCUCCGUACCGGCGGACAAGAGAGACGGCUGAAGGUAUCCUGCAAUCGUUAACCUCCGACGACCCAUCGCCCUCUCCAUUUCCAAGACAAGGGAUCAAAGUCUACGAGGAACCUCGACUUCGAGAACAAGACUUUGGCAAUUUUCAGCCCUGCUCGACUGAAAUGGAACGUAUGUGGAUGGAACGAGCAGAUUAUGGCCAUUUUUUCUACCGAAUACCCAACGGCGAAUCUGCCGCCGAUGCGUAUGACCGUGUCAGCGGGUUCAACGAGUCUCUAUGGCGACUUUUCGGUGAGGAAGAUUUUGCUAGUGUAUGUGUCCUCGUCACACAUGGUCUCAUGACCCGGGUCUUCCUUAUGAAAUGGUACCACUGGAGCGUGGAAUACUUUGAGGAUCUUCGAAACAUCAACCACUGCGAGUUUGUGAUUAUGACUCUCAAUCCGGACAAUGGCAAAUACACCCUUGAAAAUAAACUGCGCACAUGGUCCGACCUACGUCAGGAGAGAGAACGGGAGGCACAGCAGGAGCGGGAGAAGAACGGGCAACAACUUACUCGUCAGAGCUCUUCAAGCCAUGUCCCGAUUCGUCGAAAAUGGGGAGGCUGCCCGGAUGGAUGCACCCACGGAAUGAGCGGGGAUGUCCAAAAAUCACUUCGUGCGCAGCUGAUGGAAUCAAUGCAUCGAAGUGCUGGACAUGUUCGGGGCAGCAGUGAUACAUAUCCUGAUCAACCUUCACCGCUCAAGCAGUCGGCCUCGAUGGCUGAUAGCAUAGAAGGAUCCUUUCCCUUCCCAAACGAUAAAAGUAUAGCCGCUCUACAUGAACCUGCCAACAGGUCCCAUCAGACCAGUCCUUCUGCUGAAGAGGUCGAUGGAACCGACCGUCAGAGGUCAGACCCCAGUGUCGGUACUCGCAAGCGUCCUGUCCGGCCAAGUCUGGGUCUUCAUCGGGACAGUGAGGACCAUCUCCUUCAUCCUCCGGUCUCAGCUUCUGCAACAGCAAAUCUGAAGCUAGCGCUGCUCCAUCUCGGAGGACGGGAUGGAGGUGGUUCUUUGAGCGGUGCAAAUAGUCUUGCCCCAUCCGAGGAUGAAGGUGACCAUAACGACGACGCUUCGAAAAAUCACCCUCACCAUCAUCACCACCAUCACCAUCACCACGUCCACAAGAAUACCAAAAGCACUGAAGAUUCCGCUCCCCAUAAAACGAUUUUGCAUCUCCAAAAGAAUAUCUCAACCCAUCCAGUCUCUCUGUCCCACCCUUCCCAGGACGCCGAGGAUGAUGGUGACGAUGAGCUGAGCUUACAUCAGAUAAAGGCUUCAAGAAAACGCACGCAGCAUGCUCAAAGCCAGAUGCAGUCCCACAAUCCUACUCUCCCGGAUGCUGGAACCCACCCCCACGGGACAAAUUCAUCAUCCACCGCGCGAAAUGCCCAAUGCCCUCGGGCAAACACGCUCGGUGAUGGCGACGACGAGACCUCAGACUCAAACGCACAAAGUUCCCAUAUCGUCGAGACCUCCGUAUCCCUGACCGACCAGAGUCAGACAAUGGAUUCUGCGAGUGGAUCAGAUGCGCUGGAGGCGCAGCGGCGGGAGGAUCAGAGUAUCCAGGGAAGUGUGUACUGA